Molecule: messenger RNA, 5379 nt
Organism: Acinonyx jubatus (cheetah)
Lineage: Eukaryota; Metazoa; Chordata; Mammalia; Carnivora; Felidae
Gene: OCA2
Product: OCA2 melanosomal transmembrane protein
Exons: 24
Coding region: 323-2794 (823 amino acids)
Biological process (GO): transmembrane transport; melanin biosynthetic process; melanocyte differentiation
Cellular component (GO): melanosome membrane
Source: RefSeq, a predicted model, not a curated record
GAGCCCUCUCCUCCUCUCCGGGGCAGGCUGCCCUGGGUCUGGGGGAGUCUUCCAGAGGUGCCGUCUGUGGGAGUGGCCAGACCGGAGGUGCGGAGGAGGGCUCGCCCCGCCCCCGCGGUGCCCACUUCCGCGUCCAGUCCCAGCAGAGUUAGCUCUCCACUCACCGUUCGGGAGGUAUCAGUUUGUAUCUUACAACUUCACUUUUGGAGAAAGAUCAAGUCGUCAGGCCAGUGGGGAGAGAGGACGUGAGGAGCUAACCUGUCUGUUCUGGGAAGCAGUGGUUUCUUUCUGGCUGACCUGGUGAGAAGAGUGACAACGGAACAUGCAUCUAGAGAACAAAGAUGGUGGGCUGACCUCUGGUGUGCUGGAGAUGGAGCUACAUCAGUCAUCUGCUCCUAUGUGUGCUGGCCUGGGAAGGCCAGGGCUGGCGGUACCUGCCACCAGCAACCGCAGGCUACUGCAGGGAGUCAACAGGGUAGACCCCACAUCCCCCUACUCCAGCAGGGCAACUGGGCAGAGCUGCUUGGCUUCUGUGGACCAGGAUUUUGGUUCAUUCCUCACAGAGCAGAGGUCUCACUCUUCUUUACCUCAGUGCUCCAACUCCAGGUCAAAAGACCCCUGCUUUACAGAAAAUACCCCUUUGCUGGGAAAUUCCUCACAGGAGAAAGGGUCAUGGGGCAUGCCUAUUUGCCAUCCAGAGUUUAUCACUGCUGAAGAAUCUUGGGGGAACAGCUCAGCGGAGUGGGAUGGAGGAUCUCUGCUGAGCAAAGACUUGGCUGGUUCCUCUGGAUCUGCCUCCCAAGAGAAAGGGGAGCUUCUGGACAGUGCUCACAUCAGGUCCCGUCUUUUGAAACUGAGGUGCUGUAUACGGUGGCUGAAAGUUGCAAGCCUGUUUGUCUUUGUGGUGGUGUGCUCUAUUUUAUUCAGCCUGUAUCCAGAUCAAGGAAAGUUCUGGCAGUUGUUGGCUGUGUCACCCCUGCAAAGCUACUCUUCAAACCUCACCAGCCAUGUGGACUCCACACUGCUCCAGGUGGACCUGGAAGGGGCCCUGGUGGCCAGUGGCCCAAGUCAUACUGGAAGAGAAGAACAUGUUGUGGUGGAGGUGACCCAGGCCGAUGUUCCAGGCUCCAGGCGGCGGCGGCCACAGCAGGUCACUCAGAAUUGGACUGUAUUUUUAAAUCCGAGAAGAAGUGAGCGCUUGGUGGUGAGCAGGACCUUUGAGAUACUGAGCAGAGAUACUGUUUCUAUCAGCAUUCGAGCCUCUGUCCAGCAGACCCAGGCUGUUCCUCUUCUGAUGGCUCAUCAGUAUCUCCGUGCAAGCAUAGAAGCACAAGUGAUCAUUGCUGUGGUCAUCCUUGCUGGGGUCUACAUGCUGAUUAUAUUUGAGAUUGUUCACAGAACACUGGCAGCCAUGUUGGGUUCCCUUGCAGCAUUAGCAGCGCUGGCUGUGAUUGGAGACAGACCCAGCCUGACCCAUGUGGUGGAGUGGAUUGAUUUUGAGACCUUGGCCCUGCUAUUUGGCAUGAUGAUCUUAGUAGCCAUAUUUUCAGAAACUGGAUUUUUUGAUUAUUGUGCUGUAAAGACAUACCAGCUCUCUAGGGGAAGAGUGUGGGCCAUGAUCAUCAUGUUGUGUCUCAUUGCCGCUGUCCUGUCUGCCUUCCUAGACAAUGUCACCACAUUGCUGCUUUUUACUCCUGUGACGAUAAGAUUGUGUGAGGUGCUCAACCUUGAUCCAAGACAAGUCCUGAUUGCAGAAGUGAUCUUCACAAAUAUUGGAGGAGCUGCCACUGCCAUUGGGGACCCACCAAACGUCAUUAUUGUUUCCAACCAGGAGUUGAGGAAGAUGGGCCUGGACUUCGCAGGAUUUACUGCACACAUGUUCGUUGGGAUUUGCCUCAUUCUACUGUUCUCCUUUCCACUCCUCAGACUCCUUUUCUGGAACAAAAAGCUUUAUAACAGGGAGCCCAGUGAGAUUGUUGAACUGAAGCACGAGAUCCACGUCUGGCGCCUGACUGCGCAGCGCAUCAGCCCGGCCAGCCGAGAGGAAACAGCAGUUCGGGGCCUGCUCCUGGGGAAGGUGCAGGCACUGGAGCACCUGCUGGCCCGAAGGCUGCAUACCUUUCACAGACAAAUCUCACAGGAAGAUAAAAAUUGGGAGACCAAUAUCCAGGAACUCCAGAAAAAGCACAGGAUAUCAGACAGGAUUCUGCUCACCAAAUGCCUGAUGGUGUUGGGAUUUGUUAUCUUCAUGUUCUUUCUCAAUUCAUUUGUUCCUGGUGUUCAUCUUGAUCUUGGGUGGAUUGCUAUUAUGGGUGCCAUCUGGUUGCUAAUUUUAGCUGAUAUCCAUGAUUUUGAGAUAAUUCUACACCGAGUGGAAUGGGCAACUCUUCUGUUCUUUGCAGCACUUUUUGUUCUAAUGGAGGCACUGGCACAUCUCCACUUAAUAGAAUAUGUUGGAGAACAGACUGCUUUGCUAAUAAAGAUGGUCCCAGAGGAUCGGCGCCUCACAACUGCCAUCAUCCUGGUGGUCUGGGUCUCAGCCAUUGCAUCAUCCUUGAUUGACAACAUCCCAUUUACCGCUACAAUGAUUCCUGUACUCCUGAACCUCAGCCAAGACCCCGAGGUCAGCCUGCCUGCACCACCACUCAUGUAUGCCCUGGCCCUUGGCGCCUGCCUGGGAGGUAAUGGGACACUGAUUGGAGCAUCGUCAAAUGUAGUUUGUGCAGGAAUUGCUGAGCAGCAUGGAUAUGGAUUCUCUUUCAUGGAAUUUUUCAGCCUUGGAAAAACUGAUUGAUGGCUUUUUGUUUAUCUUGAAUUCGGCUGAUAUUUUUGAUUCUCUCAUGUUAUUUAUUUAUUUAUAUAAAAUAUGGAACACUUCAUGAAUCUGCAUGUCAUCAUUGCACAGUGGCCAUGCUAAUCUUCUCUAUAGCAUUACAAUUUUAGUAUAUGUACUGCUGAAGCAAGUAUGAUUCUCUCAUGUUUUUUAAAAAUUAAAUUUUCUUGUAUUUUCUUAGGAACAUAAUUAUAUCACCUGUAAAUAGAAUUUUCCUUUCUUCCUCAGAAUUUAUACCUUUUUAAAAAGAACAUUCUGUUCAUAUUUUAUGUAUCAGAAUCUCCAAAACAGUGUGCCAAAUAGUAGUUACUGCAAAUAUUCUUAUUUUCCUGCUUUUAAUGGUAAUUGUGCAUGUUACUGUUAAAUAUACUGCUGGUUUUUGCUAGUUUGUAAGUAGUUUUUAGUUAUAUUGUACUUUUUUGUCAAUUAUCACUGCAUUUCAUUAUAUACUUUUUGUGCAUCUGUUGAUAUAAUUAUAUGAUUUUUCCCCCAUUAAUUCAUUAUGUAAUGAAUCGUAUUUCAGAUUUUCUAAUAUCGAGUAAUUCUUAUAUUUUUAGAAUAAGUCUUAUUUGGUAUAUUCCCUUUCCUUUUGAAUGAUUUUUAUCAGAAUUUUUAGAUCUAUGUUCAUAGGUAAAUAUGGUCACAACUUUUCUUUUUUACUAUAUUAGGUUUUUACAGUUAUUCUAGUUUCAUCAAAUGAAGCAAGGAGAUUUUUACAAAUGAAAUGGUAAAUCCAUUUGGAUCUGAUGUCUUACAUUUGGCUAGGAAAUAACUUUAAAUUCUUUACUGUCUUUAAAUUUAUGGUCAUAUCUUCCUUAUCUGUGGAGAUACACACCUCAUAUAAUUUUAAAAUAGUCUGACAUUAUACAUAUAUAUGUAUAUGUAUGUAUGUAUGUAUGUAUAUAUGUAUGUAUAUGUAUUCUUUCUUUAAUGAAACUUCUUAGAAGUUUGUAUUUUUUUUUUAAGUUUAUUUUGAGAGAGAGAGUGAAUGAACACGAGUAGAAUAGGGGCAGAGAGAGAUGGAGAGAGAAUUCCAAGCAGGCUCUGUGCUGUCAGUGCAGAGCCUGACAGGGGGCUCAAACCCAUGAACCAUGAGACAAUGACCUGACCUGAUCAAACCCAUGAACCUGAGAUCAUGACCUGAGUCCUACCAAGAGUAGGACACUUAACUGAGCCACCCAGGCAUCCCAGAAGUUUAUAUUUGUAUUUGAGGUUUCAGAAAAUAGAUUUUUGCCUUUUACCCUUUACAUAAUUUGUUUUUGUACUACAUUAUUUUCAUUUUUUAAUCUUAAUCCACCCCUCUUUUGUAAACAAUAUUUAUUGUGCUCUUUUAUUAUCUUAUAGUGUUCAGUAUUUUAUUUUCAGCCCGUUAAAGGUAAAAAGUAAUACAAAUAUUUUUAUAUUUCACCUUUUGUACCUUUUCAGUGUACCAUGAAGUGUAUUAAAUGUUUUUCAUUUUAUCACUUUCUAUACUAUUUACCAUUCAUUUUUAUUUUUUUUAAUUUAGGGGUUAUUUAGAAUAUUUCUUAAUUUUAUGUAAGUUAUUUUAAUCAAUUUUAUUGCUGUUUCCUUUUUUUAUAUUGCAUAGGUAAUAUUCAAAUGGUUAAAUAAAUUAGAAAAAGUAGUACAUUGAGAAGUCUUGUUCUUAGCCUAUCACCAUUUAUUUCACUUUCUCUCCACCUCCUCAUGUCUACUUUUAUUACUUUCUUGUCCUUUUUCCAGUCUACUUUUCUGCAGACAGAGGAAACUCUUAAAUGUAUAUCCUUAUUUCACCCCACUUUCUUAUAUGUAAGUUAGCAUAUUAUAUGUGCUGCUCUGCAUCUUGCUUUUUUCCUCCAUACUGUAUAUCCUAAGACCUCUCCAUAGAGAAUUUCCUCAUUCUUUUUUGUAUGUUCAUUUUUAAGAGCUAUAUGUUAAUGCAUUGUCUGGAUAGAAUAUAGUUUAUUUAAAUAAUUUUUAUUGAUGUGUGCUUAAGUCAUUUCCAAACUUGUGCUCUUUAGAAGGUAAAAAGGAGAAAGCCUUGUAAUGAGUAACUCUGUACAUAUAUCAACUCCUAGAUGUGGAAUUUCAGGAUUAAAGGGUAAUACAUUUAUAAUUUAAUAAAUAUUGUUAAAUUGUUCUGCAUAACAGUUUAUAGUUGCUUUCUAACUAGCAAUUUAUGAGAAUGCUUUUCUAUUAAAAUUAGUGAAGUAGAAUACCUUUUUACGAGUUAAGGUACAGCUUCAUUUCUUUUGAACUCUUCAUAUUUUUCUACAUUUUUUGUGGCAGUAUUAGACUUCUUAAAUUGAGUUCAUUCAUUCAUUCAUUCAUUCAUGAGUUUUAAAGGCUCUUUAUAAAUUACAAAGAUGAAUCUUUUGUGAUUUGAGUUAAAAAUACUUUUCCUAGUUUUCUUUUGCCUUUUGCCUGCCAUCACCACCUCCUCUUUUUAAAUUUGUCAUGCAAAGUCAUUUACGUUUCUUUAUUCUGUUAAAUUCAUGAGUCUUUUUGUGUUUUAUUAUAUAUAUAUAUAUUUUUUUUUUUUGAGAGAGAGAGAGAACAUGAGCAAA